Schistosoma bovis is the source of this 3813-nucleotide messenger RNA. NCBI's taxonomy places the organism in Eukaryota, Metazoa, Platyhelminthes, Trematoda, Strigeidida, Schistosomatidae. The record is from the annotation of a GenBank genome assembly.
GUUUUAUAUUUUGUAGCGCCAAGCUGGUUAAUAGUGUAGUGCGUUGGAUUGAGUUCUGGUUUCGCUUGAUUGCAUUUGUUAAUAAGUGUAAGCGCAUGGUGUGCACUUGCUGGGUCGUGCAUUCGACUUCCUUCCGACUAGACGCGAUCCGCUACAUCUGAGAUCUUAGUUUGUUCGGCACGAAUUUAUCGGCUCCAAUGUCCGAAAAUCACUCUAAUCAACUCUCACGAUUAUUUUAUCCUAUAAAUGAACGUGUCGGCUUGUCGAUUGGUGUUAUAUCUGGACACCAAAGCAAGCACAAACGGAAACAUUUAGUUUUUACAAUUUCACUAACGAAGCCUACGAGCAUUCAGGUCUAUCUCGUCAAGAUUACGGAUAAAAAUGAAAUUAAGAAAGUGCAAGUAUGCAACGCGAAGAAUCUGAAAAAAAUUGAUUGCAGAGAUACAAAAACUCAACCUAGCUAUGAAUUACAAAUCAUUACGGAAAAUAAGAUAUGGGUAUUUAAUGCUUUGAAAUUAGAAGAAAAAAGACAUUUUGUCAGUUCAUUUUGUCGUACGCUUGCAACACUUCUACCACAUGUGAUCAAAGAUAUAGAAUUAGUCAAUUUCCCACAAGAUAUAAAUAUUUCUCCACUUAGCCAACAUGAAACAUUGGAUGCUUUGCUUAAUCCUGAAUAUAUGUCAACGGUUGGUACCGGUGGCGAUGAGGAUAAUGUUGGCGGUGAUGAAAAAUCAGUUGAUAAAGAUAAGUCGGAUGUCAAUGCACCGGUCACUGAUUCAUACCGUUCAUUGACAAAACGUGAAGAAGAUGAUAUACGACAAUUUCUAGAUGAACUUGAUGAGGAAUCAACACUCUUAAAUGCUGCUCAACUAACAGAACGUUUACAAGAACAGUUGGCUCACAUUGAAGGUACAAAUGUUCAUUCAAUUAUGUCUUCUGAAUCUCAAGUAUUAAGUCUUAUGACAACAUUGGACAGUGCUAUUGAACGAGCUGAAUUAUUAGAGAAACAAUUAAAUAUUUAUUAUAGUUUUUUAGAGGAAGUUGAAGAUGCAAUGUCUACCCUACGUGAUCAUGAUCAAUUAAUCCAAACUACAGUAGAUAAUCGCGCAAAUUUAUUAAAUGUACUUGAACAACUAGUUGAUCGGUUAGAUGUUGAUCCAAAAUACUUCCAUGUAUUAAUGAAAGGUGAUUUAAGUACAUCUGAUGGUAUUGCACGUUGUAUCGAAGCUGCUGGAUAUUUGGAUCGUUUGCUGAAUUCAGAAUUUAAAGAAGGUGAAGAACAUCUUCAAGCUGUAGAUGAACGUAUGCAAGAAUUGAGAAAUUUACGUGAUUCAUUUGCCACAAAAUUAUCAGGUUUUGUAAAUGAUGCAAUGUUACGUUACGCCAGUCAAUUAGGAUUUGUUGUCAACACAGGGAUUAGUAUGCCUUCAUCAGAUACAAUGUCAACAAUAUCAAAUAAUCAAUCUGGUAUUGGCGGUGGUGGCGGAGGAAAUAGGAAAACAUCAAUGAUGAUUACAAGUUCUUUUCGUGUUGCAUCUGAUUUAUAUGCUGUUCAAAGAACUGACUUACUUCAACUAACUCCAUUAGUUGGCAACUGGUUACAAGCUAAUAGAAAAGAUUUAUAUAUUGGAAUUAAAAGGAUGUAUAUUGAAAAAUCACAAAAUUUUUUUAAACGACAAAUCCAAGAAGUAUUGAAGUGUACACAAGACUCCGUUGCUAAUCUUGUUCGACCUGGGAAAUCUAAAGAAAUUCAACGCUUAGAGAAUAUACCAUCAGAUGUUGGAAGUGUUAUGUCAUUACAUAAUUUAGAUUCAAAUCUUUUAACUCAAGUUGAAUCGAUCUUUGAUAGUUGUUUCGAUAAAAUUCUAACUCUAAUUCGUACAGAACAAGCAUUUUUAAAUCAAUUCUUUGGUUUUCAUUUGAAUGCAUCACAAAUUGAAAAGUCACAUAAUACCGUUAUGUAUAAAAAUUAUAAAGGCGAUGAAUUAUCUACUUUAUUCGAUUGUAUGGUUCAUUUAUUCGAUAGUGUUGAACAAGAUGUUUUUAAUUUAAUCAUUCAUUGUGAACAAUUACAAGCUAUAUUGAUUAUGCCAUUGUUAAUUACAAUUUCACGUAUCACAGAAAAUGAAAUUACAUCAUCAUCAUCAUCAUCAUUAUUAUCAUCACCUUCACAACAAACCACAACAACCAAUUUGGAUCAUUCUAAUUCUAGUAGUGGGAUUGGCAAUACUAGUCAACUACAAUUAGAAUCACAAGAUUCUGAUAAAAUUCCAAUGACAUAUAUUGCAAAUUUUUUAUCACGACUUACUAUUGAAACAAAACGAGCUUUUAAUCGUCUUGUUGAGCGUCUAAUUAUUUCAUUUAAAACAAGCAAACCGUGUAAAAAAGUACGAUGUGGUGUAUUAUCAAUGGUUCGCACUUAUAUUGAAUUCGCUGAAUGUUCAAUGACUGUAUUUGCUAAGAGUUCACGUUUAGUUGAUCUAGAACGUGCGCAUAGAGAAUUAGUACGAUGUUUAAUGACUGAAAUUGAUCGAGUUGCAUCAAGAAGUGUGAAAACACCCGGUGAAGUUGUCCAGUUAGAAAAUUAUCAUCGUCUUUGUGAUAUUCUUCGACGUUUAAAAAUGUCCAGCUUAGAUGAUUAUCGUCAAGAUGCUAAGAAUCGUUAUACUUUAGCUUUACAAGAAUAUACAAAAACAUGUAUGGGUCGUCCAUUAGAGAAAUUAGCAAGCUUUUUUGAAAAUGUUCAAAGUGCUUUGGAUGCUGGUGUACGAUCUGAAGUGGUUAGUUAUCAAUUUGCUUUUAGUAAACAAGAAUUACGUAAAGUUAUCAAAGAAUAUCCUGGAAAAGAGGUAAAACAUGGUCUGGAAAGUUUAUGUAAAAAAGUUGAAAAACAUUUAUCUGAUGAAGAAAAUUUAUUCCCUGUAAGUAUAUAUGUGUUUGUGUAUUUUCUAUUUAUUAUCCCCAUAGCCCAUAAUUUCUAUCAUCAUAUAUGAUAAUCAAUGUGUAUCCGUUUAUGUGUGUGUAUGUGUGUGUGUGUGUAAAAGUGCGUAAAAGAGAGAAACAAAAGUUAACAAACUUAUUAACACUAAUCAUAGUAAUAAUUAUGAUAUCUAACUUGAAAAGACUAUCCAUUUCUUUCUAUUAUGUAUUUGAAAUGGUUUAAAUGGGAAUCAGCAACAACACCAACUUAAUGGUUGCUGUGAUAUAGAUGGGGAUGUAUCGAUGCAAAUUAUAAAAUAUUUAUGUCACAUUCAAUAUCUAUUUUUAUUCAUCUUCUCUUCAUUUAUCUUUAUAAUACAAUUGUGUUAAAUGCAUUGUAAAACUAAACUAUUUGUUAUGAUUCUUUAUUACAUAAACUGAAAAUGACAAAUAAAUUUGGUUGGUCAAUGUAAUCUCACGUUGCUUUCAAUGAUAUUUAUAUGCUAUUGUCUCUUUUCGCUUUCUAAAAUCAUGGAAGGAUUAUUUUUUUCAUGGAAUACCUGACAAAAUUUAUGGUCUUGUUGACCUAAACAUGUGACCGCUGCACCCAAAAGACAAUUACUUGAGUUUGGUUAUACUCUCUUGGUUGAUGAUAUCCCAAAAAUUGUGGAAACAGCAGUGAUAUCUGCUAGUACGGUAAACCACAACGUUAGGGAGAAACACUGGAUCUCAGCAUCAUCUACCGCACUGAUAGAUGCUCGGAAAUUCAUUUCAUCUGGUUCUGAACAUAACGAAAAGCGGAGUCAGCUUAAACGCAAACUGACAAGAAGCCUACGCAAUGAUCGUGAACAGUGGUGGGUAGCGAAAAGACAGCGGCAAUAGGUAAUAGCAGAC